Messenger RNA from Kluyveromyces lactis, 4050 nucleotides. RefSeq names its product phosphoribosylformylglycinamidine synthase (gene ADE6). The record is from RefSeq and is a predicted model, not a curated record. Bases 1 to 4050 code for a protein of 1349 amino acids. The transcript has a single exon. Gene Ontology annotation, molecular function: phosphoribosylformylglycinamidine synthase activity. Gene Ontology annotation, biological process: 'de novo' IMP biosynthetic process. NCBI's taxonomy places the organism in Eukaryota, Fungi, Ascomycota, Saccharomycetes, Saccharomycetales, Saccharomycetaceae.
AUGUCUGUUAGUAUCUUACCGGGGCCACAAGCUCUUUCUCAAUUCAGAGUUGAAAACUUGGUGAAAGCUUUGGAAACUCAUUGUAACAGUACCGGUUUCAUUGAUGAAAUUCGUUCCUGUUACGUUCACUACAUCGAUUUGAAGACCGAACUAUCUAAAGAGGAUGAAGAUCUUGUUUCUGUGUUGUUGACUUACGAUACAGCUUUAGACUUGACUGACAGUUUGAAUCAGUUGUUAGUUCAGUCAUUGGAGCAGAACUCAGAUGCGAAUUUGGGUAAUGACACUUAUUUGAUCAGAGUCACCCCACGUCGUGGUACCAUCUCUCCAUGGUCUUCAAAGGCUACAAACAUUGCACAUGUUUGUAACUUGGAAGAUAAGGUUAACAGAAUCGAAAGAGGUGUUGCGUUAUUGAUCAAAUGUAACCCAGGUUUCCCAAUAUUAGACCGUUUGAACGAUGUUUCGUUGAAAUCCGUUUACGAUAGAAUGACUCAAGAGUUAUUCUUGGAUCAACCACCUCAUGCCACUGAACUUUUCAACCACGAUGCUCCAAAGCCUUUAGUUCAUGUUCCUUUAGUCAGUUCUCACACUGGUUCUCCAGCAGAUAUUUUGGCUAAGGCUAACGUCGAGUUGGGUUUGGCAUUGGAUGCUGGUGAAAUCGAAUAUUUGAUCCGUGCCUUCGUAGAGACCAUGAACAGAGACCCUACAGAUGUCGAAUUGUUCAUGUUUGCACAAGUGAACUCUGAACAUUGUCGUCACAAGAUUUUCAAUGCUGAUUGGACCAUCGACGGUCUGCAAAAGGAUUUGUCUUUGUUCAAGAUGAUCAGAAAUACCCACCAAAUCACACCAGAUUUCACGUUGUCUGCGUACUCUGAUAAUGCAGCUGUUCUAGAUACGGAAAAUGAUUCUUACUACUAUGCUCCAGAUUUCAAGACCAAGAAAUGGACUGCUACCAAGGAAAGAGUACCAAUGUUGAUCAAGGUUGAAACACAUAACCAUCCAACCGCUGUUUCUCCAUUCCCAGGUGCUUCUACAGGUUCAGGUGGUGAAAUUAGAGAUGAAGGUGCAACUGGUAGAGGUUCCAAGAGCAAGUGUGGUCUUUCUGGUUUCUCUGUUUCUGAUUUGUUGAUUCCAGGUAAAGUACAACCAUGGGAAUUGAACGUAGGUAAACCAAACCAUAUCGCUUCAGCACUUGAUAUUAUGAUCGAAGCUCCGCUAGGUUCUGCUGCCUUCAACAAUGAAUUCGGAAGACCAUGUAUCAACGGUUAUUUCAGAACCCUAACUACCAAUGUCAUUAACUCUGACGGUAAAGAAGAAAUUAGAGGUUUCCACAAGCCAAUUAUGAUUGCAGGUGGUUUUGGUGCUGUUAGACCACAAUUUGCUUUGAAGAAUAAGCCAAUCACUGCUGGCUCUAAUUUGAUCGUUUUAGGUGGCCAAUCUAUGUUGAUCGGUUUGGGUGGUGGUGCUGCCUCAUCCAUCGCAUCAGGUGAAGGUUCCGCUGAUUUGGACUUUGCCUCUGUUCAAAGAGGUAACCCAGAAAUGGAGCGUCGUUGUCAGCAAGUCAUUGAUGCAUGUGUCUCUUUGAAUGAAAGUAACCCAAUCCAAUCUAUUCACGAUGUUGGUGCUGGUGGUCUUUCAAAUGCUUUGCCAGAAUUGGUUCACGACAACGACUUAGGUGCCAAGUUUGACAUAAGAAAGGUUCUAUCUUUGGAACCUGGUAUGUCUCCAAUGGAAAUUUGGUGUAAUGAAUCCCAAGAACGUUACGUUCUUGGUGUUUCUCAACAAGAUUUGGCUACGUUCGAAGAAAUCUGUAAGAGAGAAAGAGCACCAUUUGCUGUUGUUGGUCAUGCCACUGCAGAACAAAAGUUGAUCGUUGAAGAUCCUCUGUUAAAGAGUACUCCAAUCGAUUUGGAAAUGUCUAUCUUAUUCGGUAAGCCUCCAAAGAUGGCAAGAACUGCUAUCACUGAGCCACUUCAACUACCACAACCGGACUUAUCUGUCAUUCCAUCAAUGGAAGACGCUAUCGACCGUGUUUUGCAUCUACCUUCAGUUGGUUCCAAAUCUUUUUUGAUCACCAUUGGUGACAGGACUGUUACUGGUUUGAUUGACAGAGAUCAAUUUGUCGGUCCAUGGCAAGUUCCUGUUGCUGAUGUGGGUGUCACUGCUACCGCUUUAGGUGAUGCUAUUCUUUCUACUGGUGAGGCCAUGGCUAUGGGCGAAAGACCAACUACAGCCUUGAUCUCUGCUGCCGCAUCAGCCAAACUUUCCGUGGCGGAAUCCCUAUUGAACGUAUUUGCUGCUGAUAUUAAAUCUUUACAGCAUGUCAAGCUUUCUGCAAACUGGAUGUCUCCAGCUUCGCAUAAGGGUGAAGGUGCUAAACUAUAUGAAGCCGUCCAAGCCAUUGGUAUGGAUCUCUGUCCUGAGUUAGGAGUAUCUAUUCCUGUUGGUAAGGAUUCUAUGUCUAUGAAGAUGAAAUGGGAUGACAAAGAAGUUACUGCUCCUUUGUCAGUCACCAUUACAGCUUUCGCGCCAGUCAACAAUACCUCAAAGACCUGGACACCAGUUUUGAAUAGCGAAGCUGGUGACACUAUUUUGGUUCUUGUUGAUUUGGCUGCCUUGCAGGAAAAAAGAUCUUUAGGUUCAUCCGCUUUCUUACAGGUUUACAAUCAAAUUGGUGACACUGCACCAACCGUCCAUGACAAUAAAGUACUAAGAGGGUUUUUGGAAUCGCUUUUGGACCUACAUAAAACCGAUUUGGUGUUGUCUUACCAUGACAGAUCAGAUGGCGGUUUGUUAGUCACUUUACUUGAAAUGGCAUUUGCUUCAAGAUGUGGUUUAGAUGUUGUUAUUGACACCGUUAAGGACGGAAAUCCAUUUGUACCGCUCUUUAACGAAGAAUUAGGUGCUGUUUUCCAAAUCAAAGAGUCUUCUCUAUCAGAGUUCCAAUCUGUCCUAAACGCUCAUGGUGUCUCCAAUGAAUACAUUUCUGUUGUCGCUAAACCAAACUUUGCAGCACAUCAAAUUACCAUUUCUGAUAAAGCCGGCUCUGCUAUUUUCCAAGGCACGAGAGGCAAAUUGCAACAAGCAUGGUCCUCUACCUCCUAUGAAAUGCAAAAGCUAAGAGAUAAUCCAAAAACUACUGUUCAAGAAUUUUCUGCCAUUAACGAUGAUAAGGACCCAGGUUUACAUUAUGCCUUGACCUACAACCCUACUGAUGACCUGCAAAUUGGUGCCCAACUAUCUGCAGUAAGACCUAAGGUUGCUAUUCUAAGAGAACAAGGUGUUAAUGGUCAAAUGGAAAUGGCAUGGUGUUUCCAACAAGCUGGUUUCGAUCCCAUCGAUGUUACUAUGACUGAUUUGAUUGGUGGCAAAUUUAAUUUGAACGAAUUCACUGGUAUGGCUGCUUGUGGUGGUUUCUCUUACGGUGACGUUUUGGGUGCUGGUGCUGGUUGGGCUAAAUCUGUGUUGUAUCACGAAGGUGUUCGCAAACAGUUUGUCAACUUCUUCCAAGAAAGAGAAGAUACUUUUGCCUUCGGUGCAUGUAAUGGUUGUCAAUUCUUGAGUAGAUUGAAAUCUAUCAUUCCAGGAUGUGAGAAUUGGCCAUCUUUCGAAAGAAACCUUAGUGAGCAGUAUGAAGCCCGUGUCUGUAUGGUAGAAAUUGUCCAAGAUGACGGAGCUGAAGCUCAAUCUGUGUUCUUCAACGGUAUGGUGGGUUCUAAAUUGCCAAUUGCUGUUGCUCAUGGAGAAGGUAAGGCUACAUUCACUGAUGAAGAUCAAUUGAAGAGAUUCGAAGAACAAGGCUUAACUGGUGUCAGAUACGUUGACAACUACGGCAACGUAACAGAGAAAUUCCCAUUCAAUCCAAACGGUUCGCCAAAUGGUAUUUCAGGUAUCAAGUCUCCAAACGGUAGGGUUCUAGCGAUGAUGCCUCAUCCAGAGAGAGUUUGCAGACUAGAAUCCAACUCCUGGUACCCAGAUGGUAAAUACGAGGAAUGGGAAGGAUACGGUCCUUGGAUCAGGUUGUUCAGAUCUGCCAGAAAAUGGGUCGGUUAA